Molecule: messenger RNA, 1236 nt
Organism: Eremothecium cymbalariae DBVPG#7215
Lineage: Eukaryota; Fungi; Ascomycota; Saccharomycetes; Saccharomycetales; Saccharomycetaceae
Exons: 1
Coding region: 1-1236 (411 amino acids)
Source: RefSeq, a predicted model, not a curated record
AUGCAGUCUCGAUGCCUCCAGCAAAUGUCCCCAUCUGCGGCAAAAGCCACGGGUCAUUCGGUGUCGACGACUGAUUACACGAACGCGACAGCAGGGAAGUUUAGCGAGUGUUUAUUUGAACAGCGGGAACCCGGAGAGAGCGGGCAAGGGCGAAAACUGAGUAGAAGGAGUGAUGUUACAGGACAGCAGUGGCAUCAACACCAACAGCAUUACAGGAAUGCGCUUUCUCUGGAAAGCGUUCCCGUGGGAUGGGCCAGCAGUAAUAACUCGGGAGCCGCGGGAGCAUCUUCAUUUUCCGCUUCUGGUACGGACUCGCCGUCCUUUUCAGAUCCGGGGAAACGUCUGGUGAACCGAUUCCUGCAGUCAGGGACCACUGGUGUGGACGGCGGUGGUUGUGGUGGUCUGCUGCCGCCGCAUAAUGCAGUGGGUGCGGGGGCGAGUUUUUCAGCAGUAGCAGGUACUACUGCCAGUACAGCAUCUUCACGAGUAUCUUCUACGGACUCAUGGGGCUGGGUUCCCAUGGAAAGAUCUUUGGGCCGGAUAUGGUUGCAUGGUUUAGUGUCGCGGAGUUUGGGGACGUGGGUUCCUGCAGGGAGGGAGGCUGCUGUGGCGGUAGCGGCAGAAGAGGAGCCGCUGCUGCUGCCGCCCGUGGGCGGCAGCAGCGUACGCAGCCGCUCGACGGGGAAUACUGAUGGUGUUUGCAAUGCGUAUGCGAAGACUGUGGCAGAACUUUUGGCUAAUUUAGCUUCAGCGGCAAAGGCGGAGCUCACCUCUGCGGUGCUGCCUCGGGAAGAGGUGGUUGCGUCGUCAGAAGAAGCUCUGAGUAGGUUGCAUGCUGAUAUUGGACAUGUGCAUGAUACUUUGAAGGAGAUGGAACGGCAGGUGUUGGUAGAGCGUUUGGGACCUCUGAGGAGGGAGUUUCAGGACGGUGGUGGCGACGGUGGCAAUGCGGUUACUCCACGUGACUCCUUUGGCGGGCGGCUGUCAGAACUGGUGGAGGGCCAGUUAGGCGAACUUCUAAAGUUUGAGAACGGUAUUGAGGAGCUCAGGAUAGCGUUAGAUGCUCAGAAGGCCUUGUUGCAUAGAUUGGAGACCGCAGUUAAGCUGAGGGAGAGAGUCAACGAUAUGCGACGGAAGGCGGGUUUCUCAGCGCGAGUUAAAGACUGUGAAGGCAUUUUAUAUGAUAUUGCAGCAGCAUUUAUUGGUGUAAUUUUAUGGUGGCUGUUGAGAUUAUAA